AUGUCAGAAUCUAGGAAUGGGGGAAAGAUUCCCAGCCAUAUGAAACAGAUGCCCACCUUAACACCAGACCAGGAGAAGAUGAUGCAAUUGGCCAAAGAUUUCCCCAGCCAUUUCCUCAUUUUGCGUCCUGGCUUUGUGGCCAGAAAUGCCAUCACCACCAUGAUAGUCUUGGCCAGCAUAAAGAAGAUACAAGGAAACAAGGAGACAAGAAGCAAUUUGGAUAAGAUAAAUGAGCAGGCAACAGAGUUCUAUGAGACAUAUAGAAGUUUUCUUGAAGAGAAAACACAAGAACCACAAGAGGAUAGGGAAGAUGAAAUACAGAGAAAGUUAGUAACAGAAGAGACACCCAUACAAAGAGAAGAAGAAGAAGAAAACGCAGAUCAAGAAAGAGAGUGUACGGAAAGUUGCCUCCCAGGAUAUACCAAGCUGAUGAGAGAGGGAGAACCAGUUUGCUGCUUUGACUGUUCUUCGUGUAUGGAAGGAACUAUCUCUGUGCAGGAAGAUGUAGCCCAAUGUGCAAAAUGUCCAAAUGACCACCUUUCCAACAAGAAGCGGGAUCAGUGUGUCGCCAAAGUUAUAACUUUCCUGUCCUACAGAGAAAACGUAGGUGUCAUCCUGGCUGUCUCUGCCCUUUUUUUGUCUCUUACCACUGCCUUAGUUCUAGGAAUUUUUAUUAAAUAUCGAGAAACUCCCAUAGUCAAAGCUAACAACCGUGAUCUCACCUACAUUCUGCUGAUCUUUCUCCUGCUUUCCUUCUUGACUUCCCUUCUAUUCAUUGGUCAACCCAAGAAAGUGACAUGCCUUCUUCGACAAACUGCCUUCAGUAUUGUUUUCUCAGUUGCUGUGUCAUCCUUGCUGGCCAAGACUAUCAUGGUGGUGAUGGCAUUUCUGGCCACAAAGCCAGGAAGCAAAAUGAGGAAAUGGCUGGGUAAAUCUUUGGCCAAUUGCAUCAUCCUCUCCUGCUCUGGUAUUCAGGUGGGCAUCUGUUUCAUAUGGCUGAGAAUCUUUCCCCCAUUCCCAGAUUCUGACUUAUAUUCUCAAAAAGGGCAGAUCCUACUGCAAUGCAAUGAAGGUUCAGUCAUCAUGUUCUAUUCUGCCCUUGGCUACUUGGGCUUUCUGGCUUCCAUCUGUUUCUUGGUGGCUUUUCUAGCCCGAAAACUACCAGGGGGUUUCAACGAAGCCAAGUGGAUCACCUUCAGCAUGCUGCUCUUCUGCAGUGUUUGGGUUUCUUUUGUCCCCGCCUACCUGAGCACCAAAGGAAAAUACAUGGUGGCUGUGCAGAUCUUCUCCAUCCUGACCUCCAGCCUCGGCUUACUCGGCUGCAUCUUUGUCCCCAAAUGUUAUAUCAUCAUUCUGAGACCUGACAUGAACGCGAAGGAGCAUCUAAUGAUGAAAAACAAUGAGUGA
Messenger RNA from Protobothrops mucrosquamatus (brown spotted pit viper), 1407 nucleotides. RefSeq names its product vomeronasal type-2 receptor 26-like. Bases 1 to 1407 code for a protein of 468 amino acids. The record is from RefSeq and is a predicted model, not a curated record. Gene Ontology annotation, biological process: G protein-coupled receptor signaling pathway. Gene Ontology annotation, cellular component: membrane. Lineage: Eukaryota; Metazoa; Chordata; Lepidosauria; Squamata; Viperidae. Gene Ontology annotation, molecular function: G protein-coupled receptor activity. The transcript is spliced from 4 exons.